CCGUCUUCUUAUCCUGCGCAUCUGUCUCCGCCUUCCUUGUAUCAGAUCUCUAAGCUCGACGGGCAAUAACAGUCUCUCAUCGCAGUGAUCCGAGUACAGACUAUUCGCCUGACCUCAUCGGUGCUCGAUUUCCGGAACUAGAGAAAUCUUAAAGGAUCAUUGAAUCAUGAGCUGCUUCAGCUGUUGUGGAGAGGAUGAAAUACAUAAAGCUGCCGAUGGUGGAGGGCAAUACAUGGUUAAAAAUUCAACAGGAAAUGAUGGAAACUAUCAUACUUCAGAAACUACAUCUAGAAGUGCUCAAGCUGUGAAAAUUCAGCCCAUUGAAGUCCCAGCUAUUCCUGCAGAUGAACUAAAGGAAAUUACAGAAAACUUCGACACAAAUUCUUUGAUAGGAGAGGGCUCAUAUGGUAGAGUAUUUUAUGGGGUUCUUAAGAGUGGACAGGCUGCAGGAAUUAAAAAGUUGGAUGCUAGCAAACAACCUGAUGAUGAAUUUUUAGCCCAGGUUUCCAUGGUAUCAAGGCUGAAGCAUGAAAACUUUGUUCAAUUGCUUGGUUACUGUGUGGAUGGGAGCUCUCGUAUACUUGCCUAUGAGUUUGCAUCUAAUGGAUCACUUCAUGAUAUUCUUCAUGGAAGGAAAGGUGUGAAGGGAGCGCAGCCUGGCCCAGUUCUCUCAUGGGCACAGCGAGUAAAAAUUGCUGUAGGAGCUGCAAAAGGGCUUGAGUACUUGCAUGAAAAGGCUGAUCCUCACAUCAUUCAUCGUGAUAUCAAGUCCAGCAACGUACUAAUAUUUGAUGAUGAUUUGGCAAAGAUUGCUGACUUUGAUUUGUCUAAUCAAGCUCCUGAUAUGGCAGCACGUCUUCAUUCCACUCGUGUUCUUGGAACCUUUGGUUAUCAUGCUCCUGAAUAUGCAAUGACCGGGCAAUUAAAUGCUAAGAGUGAUGUUUAUAGUUUUGGUGUUGUCUUGCUUGAGCUUUUGACAGGGAGAAAACCUGUUGAUCAUACAUUACCUCGUGGACAGCAAAGUCUAGUUACAUGGGCUACUCCAAAACUAAGUGAAGACAAAGUAAAGCAAUGUGUUGAUGCAAGACUAGGAGGGGAUUACCCUCCUAAAGCUGUUGCAAAGAUGGCCGCUGUUGCUGCCUUGUGUGUGCAAUAUGAGGCUGAUUUCCGGCCAAAUAUGAGCAUCGUUGUCAAAGCUCUUCAGCCACUGUCAAAUGCCCGACCUGGACACGGUGGUGAAACACCAAGCACAUAAGACUCUGUUUCUCUUGAACCUAUAUGCAUGUGCGGACAUGGUUCAGGCAUUCAAGCAUGCAAAAUAUACAUAACGAAGGAAUUGUUUUAAAAUUUGUUUUAAUUUGUUUAUUCUACUUUCCAUGUGCCUUCAUUAUAUACGCUGUAUUCUAUUUGUUCAUAAUGCGUGAGCUUCUUUCUUUGUUGCAUCUUUGCCACUAUUUUUUUUUUUUUUUGUUUUUUUGGACUAAAUGUCACUAAUAUUC
Rubroshorea leprosula is the source of this 1499-nucleotide messenger RNA. Lineage: Eukaryota; Viridiplantae; Streptophyta; Magnoliopsida; Malvales; Dipterocarpaceae. The record is from the annotation of a GenBank genome assembly.